ACCUGAAGACUUACCUGGAAAUGCCAGUGACUCAGAUGCUCGAUGUGUAACUGAGCUAAAGGAUGGAGCAGCUGGCUCCUGCAGGGCAGCUCGCCUGCUCUGCCCUGGCACCUGGGCUCACCUCGGGGCCACCUCCACAGCUGAGGGCAAGAGCAGUGGCAACUCUACCCAACAGGAUUUUUCAUUUUGCAGUAUUCUUGACAUGGCUCUUUCCAGUAUCCUGACAGAAGCUGAAAUUGCUGCUGGUCUACAGAGCUGUCAAGCUGCUGAUUCAUUUGAUUUCAAAACCUUUUUUGUCAAAGUGGGUCUCAAUUCCAAGUCCAAAGACCAAGUUGCCAAAGUCUUUGGAAUUCUUGACCAGGACAGGAGUGGUUUCAUUGAGGAAGAGGAACUGAAACUUUUCCUGAAGCAUUUCUCAGCCAGUGCCAGAGCUUUGACUUAUGCUGAGACCAAGGCAUUCCUGGCAGCAGGGGACAGUGAUGGAGAUGGCAAAAUUGGAGUUGAUGAGUUUCAAGCACUGGUUAAAUCGUAG
This is a messenger RNA of Taeniopygia guttata (zebra finch), 532 nucleotides long. RefSeq names its product parvalbumin beta. The record is from RefSeq and is a predicted model, not a curated record. Gene Ontology annotation, molecular function: calcium ion binding. Lineage: Eukaryota; Metazoa; Chordata; Aves; Passeriformes; Estrildidae. Gene Ontology annotation, cellular component: cytoplasm.